UUUUCUAGUGGCUCGUGACUAGGAUUCCUAGUGACUCGAUGUUGUGAUGUGCGGUGUCGUGGUGGCUUUCUACUAGAGUGUAUCGACUUCCGCUCACACCUGUCCCACUUUGGCUUGGGAGAAGUUCGUGAUGUGUGGAGGUGACACCGAAGGCACCACAGCAGAAAAGCACACAAACCAAACCCAAAUCGCGUAAUAGUGUGUAGUGCGUGCGUGCGUGCGAUCAACUCGCUCUCCAAUCAACUUCAAGACGAGGCUCUAAUCGACCCGGCCACCAACCAGGUGGUGGCUUCUGCAAGGAUCUCCUGCACGCGAGCGCGAAUCGCUUCAGCCGCAAGUUUAGUGUGUGGCACCCGAAGCCACAGCUACGCAUGGUGAGAUGCUCCCAAGUGAACAGCGACAUGAUGAAGCGACCCAGGGAACGACCGGCACCAAGCACCAGGUAGCAAUCAGGGGGGGCGACAACAACGCCGCCCCCGACGACGACGACGAGGUCGAAACAGUCAACCGUGAAGAGGAAAUCAUCAAGAAGCGUAAGACGGAGUUGACCACCACGCGGCAAACGGAGACCCGCAUCAAGCGGCAGCUUCUGUUUGAGGAUGGCAAAGUCAUCGAGGACUCCGGGCCGAUCGUGUCGACCAACACGAUGGAAGACACCGACCGACAGGAGACGGUGCAAACCGAGCAUCGCGCACUGGGCGAUCCAGCGAAGGAGCAACCGGGCACUUCCGAUGAGCGGCAGGACGAGCUGGGGCGUGAUUGCGGCUUGCCGGCAGCACACGCGAAGGGAGCCGAAAGCACCAGCACAACUACCACACCAAAGAAGCGCGGCGAUGGCACCACCGUCGCGGCCCUGCCCGACGGGCUGCUGCGCAACGUCAAGGAGGAGGUAUCCGUUUCGCGCGAACACACCACCGAGCGCACCGAGGUGGCCGAGCAGCAGCAUUUCGGUGAUUUUAGCGACGAGGCGUACCUUGGUGUAGUCCGCAGUGGGGUAGGGGGAGACAUCCGGGAGCUGCUGCUAUCGGAGAAGGCACGCGCGGAGCUCAGCCCGCCCGGCCAGCCGCAGGUCGUUCAGCACACGGUCCAGACGAAGAAAGUGAUCGACCGAGAGGACACGGACAUCCGGCAGCUGGUGAAACCGGACGGCACACUGGUGACGGAGAAGCAGCAAACGCGCCAGCACGAGGAAGUGCACGACGACGAGCUGCCGCCGGACUCGGGGCCGUACCCGCUGCCCAGCUUGGACCAGACGCAUAACGACGAACGACUGAUCGAACAGAAGUCGUCCGCGCAGCGCUACUACAAGCAACGCGACGAACAGCAUGUGGAUCUGCUGGAGAACGGUAGAGUGAUUGGCCACGAGAUGCGGUACGCGGCGGAGCAGACACAGCUGGAGAAGGACGGCCAGACGGUACCCGGUGAACCGGGCAUGUUGUCGGACUGGGACAGUCUGUCCGAUCGGUUGCGCAAGGCGCGCCGGUUGGGUCGCCACCCGAAGGAACUGGCACCACUCGGCCCGGGGAACAGCAAAGCCAACCAACAUGGGGCUGGACUGGGUUUCCCGGCGACCGGCGGCCCGGGCCCAGGGCCGAACGAUCGACUCGAUGCGCUCACCAAAAAGCCGCUGGACUUCGACAUGGAGGAGGAAACGCGUAAGCACGAAACGAACAAGUGGCUCGAGUGCCACUUUGGCAGCGAGUCACGCUCGUCGCGCGACUCGCACGAGGAACUCGACGAGCUGCUGGUGGAGCCGACGAAGAAAACCUACUUCAACGUGACGAUCAAGUCAAACGACGGAACCAGCUCGUUGCUGGGCACUGAUACACCCGAUCAUCGCCUGAAUUACUCUGCCCCGAGGGCUUCCGCGGGUGUCAAACGGGACCCGCUGGAUGCUAUUAAGGGGGAGCCUACCGGCCUCUACCCUGCCGUCACACCGCUGAAUUGGUCCAACCGUGGGCCAGGAUCGUCGUCUCCUGGCUGCCGCGAUCGGCGAGGAUCACGUGAAGAUACACCGUUCGGUAGCGGUGCCGGUGGGCGUGGUGGGUACCGUAAAGGGUUCCGCGAAACCAAAAAGCACGAAAGCCCGGAGCAGGUGGUGACAGACAAGACGGGCAGCUACAUUACGUCUCCACCGUACGUCACGGAACCACGAGCGACGGAGCUGGGUGGAGAUGGUCCGCGAGAUCGGCCUCCCAGGCAGCCGUACGGCGCCCAUCCAGAGCAACCGGAUGGCAGACCGCAGGUUCCGCAGCGUCGUAAGCAGCUCGCACAAUCGUUCGCAGCAUCACGAGAGGAUCGCUCGCUCCAGGAGCACCAGCCACUGCAGCACCAGGCUCGGCAACAACACCUACAGCAGCAAUAUCCCCCGAAUGCCCGGCAACAGUAUGAGGUAAAGCCGGCUAGAGGGGUUGCAAUAGUUCAUGGGUACGGCCCACGCAGUCGCUCGGUGUCACCGAUUCCAAUACCGCCCGUAAUGCAGACGAUGCGCAAGCCUUACCAGAAAACGCGUUUCAGCAGCAUUCAGGAUCUGAGUCAUGGUCACGGCCAGGGCGGUGGCGAGCGAUCUGUGAGCAGACCGCAGAGCGCACUGUCGAAGUCGAACUUCGUUGGAUCCGCCAUAGGAAAGUCGUUUCGCAAGCUAAUGGGCAAGAUACGCUCCAACAGCGCUGAACGGAAGCUGAAAAUGAAGAGCUCCAAGCUGCAGCAACAGCAGCAGCAGCAGCCGCAACGGUCUUCGUCGCCCGUAUCAUCACUCGUUGGACAAGGGUCAGCGCGGCUCAAGCACCAAUCGACGACUUACCAACAGUACAACGUGAUCGACGGUCACAUCAGUAAUAGUGGUUCGCCGCCGCCAACCCUCGAACAGCAACGGGACGCUCACGUCGCGACGGACCUGCCGCUCUCCGAUGGACCGGACCGACCCACGCUCAGAAGGAACGGGCACAGGACGCAACAGCACCAGCCGGAAGUGGUGGAUAGCACGAGUGGCAGUGGUCUUGCGCCUAGACAAACGUACUAUCUCGGUGAGAAUCCUUACGGUGCAGGCAUCUACGGCAAAGAGAACAAGUAUAGUGAUGCAACGGCCACCGACAUGUCUGACACCGUCGGUGUGGGACCUAAAGUGCCGGGACGGCACUACACGUCUUCGCAGCCUCGGGUCUUCCAGCAUCUGCCACACUCCAAUCGCCAUUCGAACCUCGGUAGAUUCAGCAAAAGCACCAACCGCCUACCGACAAGCAGCCAUGGUGGCCAUUACGAGCAUCCGGAGGUGCAGUAUCUGAGCCGACCGGUCGCCUCAUUGCACACCCAUAGCUCACAGACACUGCCGCGCAACGAUCUCCACCAUCAACAAAACAAGCUGCUCCACGGCUCGAAGCCAUUGCACUCAUCCACGAUCAACGUGUCGAUUGUGAAUAGGGUAAAUCUGCCGCCGACGAGCCCGGUGGCAGGCCAGUCCCAGGUGCUCGCCACCUCCGGUCCGGUCAAACCGGCGCGGUCCUACAAGACCCUCAACCGCAGCAAGUCUUUCAACGUUCACGGGCUGAACGGAACCAACGAUCCCAGUCCAAUUUACCUGGAAAAAUUGCAACGCAACCAGCAUGCACCGGUUAGCGGAUUUUAUCGGUCUAGCUCGUACUUGGAGGAGCAGAAGGAUCCAUCGUCGUUGCAGCUCAAAAGCCCGUCGAUCGUCAACUAUAUUAGUCGAAGCACGCGCGAUUUAACGAACGGACCACUGUACGAGAGUGACCGUAUUGAUGCCGUGGGGGAACCGGAUAGUGGGGGGGCAACGCCCACACUCGACAAGAAAGGGAUGUUCCUGCGGAACCUGCAGAACCGUGCCCCUGAGCUGUAUCGCACACUGCACGAAGGGGAUAUGUGCCGUGAGUCGCGCUCAGCAUCCCGCGACUAUCUCAACACUUACAUCACCCGUGGCCAGGAGCAGGCGCUCGGUUCCCGGAUACCCGUGGGCCCGAACAAGGACACGGCCAGUAUCGUACCGCGCAGUGGUUCCAGUCCCGACGAUUAUUCGGAUCAACGGAAGCACUUGACAAUCCGGAAAGGUGCCACUUUUGGAAUGGCCGAUCAGCAAAACCUACCCGUCAGGUACAGGGUAGAGUCGGAUUUGAAAUAUCAACGAAUUAAUGAUAGCCCGAACGUGGGCGGGGUGGUCAUCGAACUACGCAAUAACUCCUAACCGAUGUGCAACAUCAGGUGCCAAAACGUGAGUGGCGCCUGGCUGGAUCAUUAAUUUUACGCUAACUUAUGCUUACAUCAAAGUACUCAUGUUGUGCCACACGCAAGAGACCGCAUUCCCGUACUUCGAAGUAACUUCACUUGAUUAAUAUGAACUUUUUGUACGCCCUUAAUUGUGUUGUCGAAUAACAAUCA
Molecule: messenger RNA, 4392 nt
Organism: Anopheles bellator
Lineage: Eukaryota; Metazoa; Arthropoda; Insecta; Diptera; Culicidae
Gene: chas
Exons: 8
Coding region: 380-4198 (1272 amino acids)
Source: RefSeq, a predicted model, not a curated record